UUUAAAUAAAUAGUAAGAAAAAUUAAAAAACAAAAAUCUAAAAAUUUCACAUUUCAGAUUUGAUAUAAUUUCACAAGUUCAUAUAAUUAAUAGCUCAAAAAAUGAAUAAGAUCAACAAUUAGCAAGGAAUAACAAACAGCUAUUACUAUAAUAAUAGCUACUUUUAACAGAGAGAUAGCCCAUAAAAUAUGAUAAAUAGAUAAUAUAUGGGUAUCUCAAAAAACAAAACAGUUUUAUUCAACCAAGCAAAGUAGUUCUACAAAAAGUAGAAAAAUGUCAACAUAAAUGGCUCAGUUCAUCACACCACAUUGAACCUUCCUCCUCGCUACUUUGAUAAUUUUGAAUUUGCAAAGCGUGACCUUUAAGAUAUUUAGCUACAAAUUGAUGAAAUAGUUCAGUUAAUAAAUGACCGUAUUUCAAUACAAUUUAGCAAAACAGAUCAAUUAAAAGAACAAAGAGUAAAAACUAAGCAAGACAAUGUUAUGCACAUGAUAAAAGGUUUCGAAAUAAAGCUAAAUUAGAUAGCUAAUGAUAAUACAGAAGAUACGGGAUAAAUUGAUGAAAAAAUAAGGAGAAAUAUGAGAAUUUCAUUAACAUCAUAAUUGUAAGAUUCAACAUUAGUUUUAAGAGACGCUCAAAAAAGGUAUUAAGAGUUUAUGCAAUUCAAUAAUAAGUAAAGUAACUUCAAUAAAAUGAAUGUUGUAGAUCCGUAUUAAUUUUAAAAUUAAUCUAACCAUAACUUGCUUGGAUAAUAAUAAUAAAACCAGUAAUUUUCGAAUUCAUAUGAAAGAGAUUACUAGCUUUUAAGAGAGUAGCGUAUAAACGCAGUAGCAGAAUCUAUAAAAUAAUUAACAAUAAUUUUUGGAUAAAUGAAUGAAAUUGUAAUAUAAAAUGGAACUAUCCUUGAUAGAAUAGAUUCAAAUUUAGAGAAAGUAUAAGUAAAUAUCAAAAAAGGUGCAUAAUAAAUAAAGAAAGCCAAUAAUAAUAGCUUAAAAGGAAAUUUUGCAUAAAAGUGCAUUUGUACUUUAAUAAUGCUCAAUGCAAUUGUUAUGUGUAUUUUAAUAUUAAAAUUAACAGUCUUUUGAAGCUAAGAAAAUAAAUUAAUAACACCAAAAAAUAAUAUAUAUCUAUAUUAAAUACUAAUCUAAGAGAGUCUUUUAACAAAAACUUAUCAUAUAUCAUUAUAUUAUAAUAUUUUAAAGCUAUUUUAAUGUUCUAUUAUAUUGCAUGUAUAUAAUAUUCAAUUCUAAUUAUU
Molecule: messenger RNA, 1255 nt
Organism: Tetrahymena thermophila SB210
Lineage: Eukaryota; Ciliophora; Oligohymenophorea; Hymenostomatida; Tetrahymenidae
Product: syntaxin-like protein
Exons: 7
Biological process (GO): vesicle fusion; intracellular protein transport; vesicle-mediated transport
Cellular component (GO): endomembrane system; membrane; SNARE complex
Molecular function (GO): SNARE binding; SNAP receptor activity
Source: RefSeq, a predicted model, not a curated record